Messenger RNA from Abrus precatorius (Indian licorice), 1797 nucleotides. Its product is annotated as protein NRT1/ PTR FAMILY 4.5-like. The record is from RefSeq and is a predicted model, not a curated record. Gene Ontology annotation, molecular function: transmembrane transporter activity. Bases 1 to 1797 code for a protein of 598 amino acids. Gene Ontology annotation, cellular component: membrane. Lineage: Eukaryota; Viridiplantae; Streptophyta; Magnoliopsida; Fabales; Fabaceae. The transcript is spliced from 6 exons. Gene Ontology annotation, biological process: transmembrane transport.
AUGUAUUGUAAGUUUGGAAGCCAUUGCCAGAUAUCAGGAUGGAACUCCAAAAUUUUCCCAACAAGGUCCAUACAGGGAAUCUGCAGAAACAUGGAUACACAACCUAGGCUACAAAGAAGGCUAGGAGGAAGCAGAGCUGUACUUUUUGUAUAUGCUAUGGAAGGGCUAGAGAACAUGGCUUUUGUUGCCAAUGCAGUGAGCCUGGUAACUUACUUCUUUGGGUACAUGAACUUCAACUUAACAAAAUCCGCCACAACCCUCACCAACUUUAUGGGAACUGCAUUUUUACUAGCACUUGUUGGAGGAUUAAUCAGUGAUACCUAUCUUUCUAGGUUCAAGACGUGUGUUAUGUUUGCUUGCAUGGAAUUGCUGGGAUAUGGAAUUCUCACAGUUCAAGCACGUUUCCACCAAUUAAGACCCAUUCCAUGCAAAGAUUUAGCACCAACCCAAAUGAGCCAAUGUAAGGCUGCCGAAGGUGGCCAGGCUGCAGUGCUUUAUAUUGGUUUAUAUCUUGUUGCAUUAGGAACCGGUGGUAUUAAGGCAGCUUUACCAGCAUUGGGUGCUGACCAGUUUGAUGAUAAAGAUCCCAAGGAAGCAGCUCAACUAUCAAGCUUUUUCAACUGGUUCUUGUUCAGCCUUACCAUGGGAUCCAUAGUUGGUGUUACUUUCCUUGUUUGGAUUGGUGCCAACCUAGGAUGGGAUUGGAGUUUCACUGUAUGCACUUUAAUAGUUAUAUUUGCAAUUUUGUUCAUAUGCAUGGGCAAGUCAUUGUACCGAAACAAUAUCCCAAAGGGAAGCCCUCUAAUUCGAAUCAUACAGGUGUUGGUUGCAGCUUUCAGAAACCGAAAACUUGAAAUUCCAGAGAAUGCAGACCAACUACACGAGAUUCAUGAAAAAGAAAGAGGGGACAACCAUGAAAUCCUUAAGAGGACAGAUCAGUUCAGAUUCUUGGACCGGGCAGCAAUUGCUAGAAGCGGCGCAGGUGCUGAAGCAACAUCAGGACCUUGGAGUCUCUGCACAGUAACACAAGUAGAAGAAACCAAGAUCCUAAUCCGCAUGCUACCAAUAAUAUUUAGCACCAUAUUUAUGAACACAUGUUUGGCUCAACUUCAGACUUUCUCUAUUCAACAAAGCACCACCAUGAACACCACAAUCCUGGGGUUCAAAAUGCCAGGACCCUCUCUCCCUGUCAUCCCUCUAUUGUUCAUGUUUGUCCUAAUACCUUUAUACGACCGUUUAUUUGUCCCACUUGCUCGAAGAAUCACAGGGAUUCCCACUGGAAUUCGACACCUUCAGAGGAUUGGAAUUGGGUUGGUUCUCUCAGCUAUUUCGAUGGCAGUUGCUGGUUUUGUGGAGACACGCCGCAAGUCUGUGGCCAUCCAACACAACAUGGUAGAUACCACACAACCUUUGCCAAUAAGUGUGUUCUGGCUGGGUUACCAAUAUGCUAUUUUUGGAGCUGCAGACAUGUUUACCCUCAUUGGCCUUCUCGAGUUUUUCUAUGCAGAAAGUUCAGCUGGAAUGAAGUCACUUGGCACAGCAAUUUCUUGGAGUUCUGUGGCAUUCGGUUACUUUACAAGCACAGUGGUAGUUGAGGUGGUUAACAAAGUUAGUGGUGGGUGGCUGGCAAGCAAUAACUUGAAUAGAGACAAGCUCAAUUACUUUUACUGGUUACUGUCCGUGAUAAGUGUAGUCAACUUUGGCUUUUACUUGGUUUGUUCUUCUUGGUAUAGAUACAAAACAGUGGAAGACAAGCAUGGUGAUUCAAAAGACAAUGUUGAUAUCCCCAAGGUUUAG